This is a messenger RNA of Pongo pygmaeus (Bornean orangutan), 3253 nucleotides long. It is a transcript of the gene GSAP, whose product is annotated as gamma-secretase activating protein. Gene Ontology annotation, biological process: positive regulation of amyloid-beta formation. The record is from RefSeq and is a predicted model, not a curated record. Bases 96 to 2660 code for a protein of 854 amino acids. The transcript is spliced from 31 exons. NCBI's taxonomy places the organism in Eukaryota, Metazoa, Chordata, Mammalia, Primates, Hominidae. Gene Ontology annotation, cellular component: trans-Golgi network.
GGCGGGCGCGGGGACGCGAGGGCGAGGCGGCCACGCGGGGCCGGGAAUGCCCGCGGUGCGGGGCCCCAGAGCCGCCCGGUGGUCGUGUCCGGGCGAUGGCUCUCCGCCUGGUCGCCGACUUCGACCUCGGGAAGGACGUGCUCCCGUGGUUGCGGGCGCAGCGGGCAGUGUCGGAGGCCAGCGGGGCCGGAAGCGGCGGCGCAGAUGUUUUAGAAAACGAUUAUGAGAGCUUACGUGUGUUAAAUGUUGAAAGAAAUGGAAAUAUUAUUUAUACCUAUAAGGAUGAUAAGGGAAAUGUCGUCUUUGGAUUAUAUGAUUGUCAAACCAGACAAAAUGAGCUUCUGUAUACCUUUGAGAAAGACUUGCAAGUUUUCAGUUGCUCUGUCAACAGUGAAAGAACUUUGCUUGCUGCAAGUUUAGUUCAGUCUACUAAAGAAGGAAAAAGGAACGAACUUCAACCAGGAUCAAAGUGCUUGACUUUGUUGGUUGAAAUCCACCCUGUUAACAAUGUGAAGGUUCUAAAGGCUGUGGAUAGCUAUAUUUGGGUUCAGUUUCUCUACCCACAUGUUGAAAGUCAUCCUCUUCCAGAGAACCGUCUGUUACUGAUUUCAGAAGAGAAAUAUAUUGAACAAUUUCGUAUCCAUGUCGCCCAAGAAGAUGGAAAUAGAGUGGUGAUUAAAAAUUCUGGCCAUCUCCCAAGAGAUAGAAUAGCUGAGGAUUUCGUUUGGGCUCAGUGGGAUAUGUCAGAACAGAGAUUAUACUACUUUGACCUGAAGAAAUCAAGGAGUAUCUUAAAAUGUAUCCAGUUUUAUGCUGAUGAGAGGUAUAACUUAAUGUUUGAAGUACCCUUGGACAUAUCAUUAAGCAACUCAGGAUUUAAACUUGUCAACUUUGGAUGUGAUUAUCAUCAAGACCGAGAUAAAUUUUCCAAACACCUGACUCUGUGUGUUUUUACCAACCAUACAGGAAGUUUGUGUGUAUGUUACAGCCCGAAGUGUGCCUCUUGGGAACAAAUCACAUAUUCUGUGUUUUACAUUCAUAAAGGACACAGCAAGACCUUCACCACUUCUCUUGAGAAUGUUGGCUCACACGUGACAAAGGGCAUUACUUUUCUCAACCUUGACUAUUAUGUGGCUGUUUACUUACCUGGUCAUUUCUUCCACCUACUUAAUGUUCAACAUCCAGACCUGAUCUGCCACAAUCUCUUUCUGACAGGAAAUAAUGAAAUGAUUGAUAUGCUACCUCAUUGCCCUUUACAGUCAUUGUCAGGGUCCCUGGUAUUGGAUUGUUGUUCUGGAAAGCUCUAUAGAGCACUGCUCAGCCAGUCGUCUUUAUUACAGCUUUUGCAGAACACUCGCUUAGACUGUGAGAAGAUGGCCGCGUUGCACUGUGCGCUCUACUGCGGUCAAGGCACGCAGUUCCUGGAAGGCCAGAUUAUUCAAUGGAUUUCUGAGAAUGUCUCUGCCUGCCAUUCAUUUGACCUCAUUCAGGAAUUUAUAAUUGCUUCUUCAUACUGGAGUGUAUAUUCAGAGACAAGUAACAUGGACAAACUAUUGCCAUAUUCCUCAGUGCUCAUUUGGAAUACAGAAAUUCCUGGAAUAACUCUUGUGACAGAAGACAUUGCAUUGCCUCUUAUGAAGGUGCUCAGCUUUAAGGGCUACUGGGAAAAACUGAACUCCAACCUAGAAUAUGUUAAGUACGCCAAGCCACACUUCCACUAUAACAACAGUGUGGUCAGGAGAGAGUGGCACAACCUGAUCUCUGAAGAGAAAACAGGAAAAAGAAGGUCCACGGCGUAUGUGAGGAAUAUUCUUGAUAAUGCAGUAAAGGUGAUUUCUAACCUAGAAGCAAGAAAUUUGGGGCCAAGAUUAACACCCCUCCUGCAGGAGGAAGACAGCCACCAGCGGCUGCUCAUGGGGCUGAUGGUGUCUGAGCUAAAAGACCAUUUUUUGAGACACCUACAGGGUGUAGAAAAGAAGAAAAUUGAACAGAUGGUUCUGGACUACAUUUCAAAACUGCUGGAUCUCAUUUGCCACAUCAUAGAAACCAUUUGGAGGAAACAUAAUCUUCAUUCCUGGGUUCUCCACUUCAAUAGUCGUGGCAGUGCUGCUGAAUUUGCAGUUUUUCACAUCAUGACCAGGAUUCUGGAAGCUACAAACAGUUUGUUUUUACCUCUGCCUCCUGGUUUUCAUACUCUGCACACCAUCCUUGGGGUCCAGUGUCUCCCUUUGCAUAACCUGCUGCAUUGCAUUGACAGUGGAGUGUUGCUUCUCACUGAAACAGCUGUCAUAAGGCUCAUGAAAGAUCUGGACAAUACAGAGAAAAAUGAAAAACUGAAAUUCAGUAUCAUUGUGCGGCUUCCUCCGCUUAUUGGUCAGAAGAUUUGUAGACUUUGGGAUCAUCCUAUGAGUUCUAACAUCAUUUCACGGAACCACGUGACGCGACUGCUUCAGAACUAUAAGAAACAGCCUCGGAAUUCUAUGAUUGACAAGUCAUCGUUCAGUGUAGAAUUUCUGCCUCUGAACUACUUCAUUGAAAUUCUGACAGAUAUAGAGUCCUCCAAUCAAGCCCUGUAUCCUUUUGAAGGACGUGACAAUGUGGAUGCAGAAUUUGUAGAGGAAGCAGCUCUGAAACACACCACGAUGCUUUUAGGCUUAUGAAAAAGAAAAUGCAAUUGGAUCUGCUGCUGCCAUUUUAAUCUUGCUCAUUAACCUUACUCCUUUGAGAAUUCUUUAACAAUAUUUGAAAUUGGGAACAAAAAUAAAUUGUUUAGCCAUCUGAGUUUCAGGUUGGUACACGUUCGGACAGAACUGCUGUAUCACAUUCCAAUUGUGAGCAAUCAAGUGUAGAGAAAUGAUAAAUAGCCUAAGGCGGCAUACAGUGGCAUAAACAAUGCUCUUCCUAGUAGCUUAAUAGGCCAUAAGCUAGUUUCUGUUGCACUCUGAAAUAAAAUAUGCUUUAAAAAUGUAGGGAACAGUGCUUAGAAAAGCAAAAACUAGGUGUGUCAUUGAAAUAAUAGGCAGAAAAAUUAAAUGUUACAUAAGAACACUAUUUGGAAAGAGGCUCCUUUUAAAAACUGAAUUUGUACUAAAUCAGAUUUGCCAUGUCCAGUACAGAAUAAUUUGUACUUUUAGUAUUUGCAGCAGGGUUUGUCUUUGUGAAUUCAGAUGAAACGUAUUUAAUUUUUUUUAUUUAUAAAAGGUUGAUUGAUUUAGGAAUAUUUUGUCAUUAAAAAGCCAAACCUGAAAACAAA